AUGCAGGUGGAAGGUGUCGCUCUGGUCCUUGGUGCUGGAAGUGGCAUUGGGCGCGCGGUCGCCUAUACGCUUGUCACGCAAGGCCUCACCACCCUAGUCUGCGCCGACAUCAAUCUCUCUCAAGCCCAAGAAACCGCCACGUCCAGCUACACCGUCGCUGGGCGAGAAGGCUACGAGGCGACCGCCUAUCGUGUUGACGUCCGUGAGGAGGCGCAAGUGCAAGCGUUGGUUGCGAGAGCCAAGGACCGGUAUGGCCGCGUCGAUAUCUGCGUAACUACGGCCGGGACCGCUGCUGUCAACCAAACCCCGAUCAGCGACAUGAGCCUAGAAACAUAUAGGAGCAUGGAUGAGGUGCACAAUAUCGGGUGCUUUUUAGUCGUCCGCGAGGUGAUCCGGGCAAUGACCAGCCAGGAGCCAGUUUCGACUAAACGGCGGAACCAAACUCGGGGUUCAAUCGUACUGUUAACCUCGCUGGCCUCCGAAGGGGCGUUCCUGGGAGUGGGCAAUUAUAUCGCGGCCAAACACGCCGUCAAAGGGCUGGUUCAAACCGCCGCUCUUGAAAACGCGCGCAAUGGUAUCAGAAUCAACGCUGUUGCUCCCUCGUACGUUUCGGGACCGUUGAUGGACAAAUUCCUGGACGAGGCGCCGGCCGUUAAGGAUGCUAUGCUAGGUGAUUUGCCGUUGAGACGACUGGCCGACCCGGAGGAAGUUGCCGACGCGGUGGUAUUUCUGGCGUCUCAGGCUGCCAGCUAUAUCAAUGGGCAUACAUUGGUUGUGGACGGGGGAUCAUCGUUGCAAUUAUCAAAUCAGCCUUUUUCGUGA
This is a messenger RNA of Penicillium riverlandense, 822 nucleotides long. Its product is annotated as SDR family NAD(P)-dependent oxidoreductase. The transcript has 4 exons. Bases 1 to 822 code for a protein of 273 amino acids. The record is from RefSeq and is a predicted model, not a curated record. Lineage: Eukaryota; Fungi; Ascomycota; Eurotiomycetes; Eurotiales; Aspergillaceae.